Messenger RNA from Coccinella septempunctata (seven-spotted ladybird), 1665 nucleotides. RefSeq names its product 52 kDa repressor of the inhibitor of the protein kinase-like. NCBI's taxonomy places the organism in Eukaryota, Metazoa, Arthropoda, Insecta, Coleoptera, Coccinellidae. The record is from RefSeq and is a predicted model, not a curated record. The coding region runs from base 1 to 1665 and encodes 554 amino acids. The transcript has a single exon.
AUGAAGAGACAAAGUUCAAUUCAAGAUUUUUUCACGAAAAGACAAAAUGUGGAUAGACCUGGAGUUGAAAAUUUAGAAGCCCGCGUUGCCGUGGAAGGACAAAGUGAAAUUGCUUGUGCCGAUGUCUUUCAAACGAGCUCCUCUGGUCAAGAUGUGGAAGGUAUUUUUCAAGUUAUUAAAAAUGUAAACGAUAUUGGAAAUUACUGUCAAAGGAGUUAUAUUUGUUCAUUAACAAAUGAUGAAAAAGUUUCAUUGUUAGAAAAUGUAUGGAAACCUCAGUCUGGUUACAAAUUUCCUACCACUUCGAUUUCAAACCACACGAGAUCCUUUCAAGCAAAAUGGCUUGAAGAAUUUGAGUGGUUAACGUAUUCAGAGGAGAAAUGCGGAGCAUUUUGUAAAUACUGCGUGUUUUUCACUCAGAGCGAACAUGUAGGGAAAGGAAAUCACCAAUCAUUGGGAAUAUUUGUGACCCAGCCUUUCAUAAAUUUCAAAAAAGCUAGGGAAAUGUUCAAAAAUCAUCAAGAUUCGAAAUACCAUAGGCAAUCCAUUUUGAUUGCUGAAAACACAAAAUCCUUGAUUAAAAAAAAACGUGAAAGUGUUAUUGAUCAAGUGAAUUCUCGAAGAAAAUUAGAUAUUGAGAAUAAUAGAAAGAAACUGGUUGCUAUAAUUCAAACUAUUAAGUUAUGCGGAAGGCAAAUGAUUGCUCUCAGAGGUCAUAAUGAUUCUGGACGAGUGAGUCUUGAAGAACCUGACGAAAAUGACGGAAAUUUCCGAUCAUUGUUGAGAUACCGAGCUAACAGCGGAGAUAAUCUUCUUAAGGACCAAUUGAUCAGUGCUGGUGGAAAAACAAUGUACACAAGCCCUGUCAUUCAGAACGACAUCAUUAACACAUUUGGUUCUUUGAUUCAAUCCAAAAUUGUGGCAAAAGUAAGGAAUUCUAUCUUCUAUUCUGUUUUAGCGGAUGAAACCACUGAUAUAAGCCAAAUAGAACAAUUUUCACUUUGCAUUCGCUAUGUUGAUGAAGAAACUUUCAAAAUCAGAGAAGAUUUCCUAACGUUUGUCCCCGUUCAUGAUGUAACUGGUGCAGGUUUGGCGAAAACUGUAUUAGAGACCUUGUCAAAUUUAGGUCUUGAUUUGAACAAAUUGAGAGGCCAAGGAUACGAUGGUGCUGCCACUAUGAGUGGCAAGUUCAGAGGAGUUCAAGCUGCUAUCAGAGAAAAACUACCAUUGGCCCUUUAUACACAUUGUUCUUCGCAUACACUCAACUUGUGCUUGUCAGAUGCAAGUAGCAUUUCCUCUAUUAGAAACUGCAUGGGUGUCAUUAAAGAAAUAUGUGCAUUCUAUCAUGCAUCAGCUAAGAACACAGAGAUUUUAAAAUCCACGAUUUCAGAGUGCUUUCCUGAUGAAAAGAGAAAGAAGCUGAUUUCAUUGUGCGAAACGCGAUGGGUGGAGAGACAUGACUCAGUUAUUCUAUUCAAAGAAAUUUUAGAAGCUAUCAUACUCUCCCUACAUAAGAUAGAAGAAUCUAGUGUUUCAUCAACUAAAGCAUUCGCUUUAAGUCGUGCCAUUUGUACUUUUCCAUUUAUUGUUAAUCUUUUCAUUUUGAGCCAGAUGCUGUCGACUACACACAGCUUGUCUGAGACCCUUCAGAAAAAAAAACAUUGA